Schistosoma bovis is the source of this 1706-nucleotide messenger RNA. The record is from the annotation of a GenBank genome assembly. NCBI's taxonomy places the organism in Eukaryota, Metazoa, Platyhelminthes, Trematoda, Strigeidida, Schistosomatidae.
GGCCACCCGUCGUUUGCCGAAGGUCGUCGAUAUGUAACAAUAUUAAAAUCCUUUAACGUGACGUGUGUUUUCUUAUUACAGGGCAACAAAAAGUAGAUGUAUUGGAAGGAGCUCUUCGUAAGCUGAACCUACAGAACGGUGGAUAGAACUAUUUUGUAGUAAAAUUUCCCUUUUUGUACCCGAACCGCGUCUUUUAAUUUUCAAAAUAUAUCUGUUGUGCUAGUAUGUCGCGUUCUUGCUCCAGAAGCAAUUACUGGUCCUGAUUGUUGUGUUGUUGGUUCAGAUCCCUUCCGCUUCCAAGUAAACGCUAAUAAUACAUGCUAGAGAACAUGGUUGAGAAUACUGAGGAUUUGAAGAGAUCACUAACGGAUUCGGUUAAUGAUUUAGGGUACAUUUUGUCUGAUCGUUUACGACAUGUAGAUGGCGAUUUCGAUUUUGAUAUGUCUGUUACUGCAACAUAUGACCUCGACACUCGACUCAUGCUGAUGCUUGACAAGAGUAUGAUGCCUGAGUCUAAUCUAGAAGAUUCCAUACCUGUUGAGAAUGACUGGGUGAAGUUUGCCGCAACGGCCUCUGCAUAUGUCUACAGAAAUGUUGGUGAAUCGGUUUCCAAACCUCUUCGAAGAUGGCUGGCGAAUGCUGCCAGUGCUGCGAUUCUCGCUGGUCUACUUGCAGAACUGCCCGAGUCGUCGGAUUCAGAUGGAAAAAAUACUUCUGAUGAAGAGACACCUGUCGAAAAUGUCUCCACACCUGACGGAGUAGUGGAGCAUCGUCAAGACGGUGCCUGGUACUAUGGCCGUUGGACCGUUGACAAUUUUGCCAACAGUUAUGAAAUGAUGGAUGUGAUCGAUGCUGAAAUGACAGAUGCAUGUAUUCGAGUGAUGAUUGCUGCUGUUGUUAAUUAUUUCCAGGAGAACAGAUUUGCUCCGUGUGGUUUGUUGAGAGACAGUUAUGCAAGUGCGAUACUGAGAAGUGAUCUAAUGGAUAGGUAUGGGUUGACAGACGAACAUGAUAAAAUUGAAGCGAUGCGUAUUACUGGUUAUUGGGUCUCGAAACUGUAUGUGUUCCACAUGGCGACGAAGCAUCGUGAUUUAGAGCACCCAAUCAGACCUAUAAAUAAUGUUGGUUUGGUGCGUCCUCUGAAACUAGAUAUCAGUCAGUGUUUCGAGGACUUGACAGCUAGAUUUAUCCGUACACGAAUCGCACAUCAGAUUGCCAGUCGAAUGGUGCGAUCUGUGUGUAUAGUGUUUUUUGAAGAUUUGAAUGAAUUGAUUGAGUUGCGGAAGCUGUACCGUCGAAUAUCCAGUGAUCCAUUUUAUUACCACACUGACUGUGAAUAUUUGACGAAAUCAUCUCGACCGUCAGUCAGUGACAAGAUGAGUAGUAUAUUUGGUCGAUUGGUCACCUAUUUGAGUGUUUUUGAGCCGAAUAGUGAACUGUUUGAUUAUCCGCAGUUGAAGAUGAAUGGUAGAACUCGAGAACAACACUAUGUUGAUUACAGUAAGAAUUGGAAGAAGAUACUGGAGACGAUUUAUACAGAGUUGUAUAUGCCAAGUGGAAGUCCUUUAUUGGAUGUACUUAGAAGUAGAUGCAAAAUCUCAGCAAAGAUUCCACAAAAUGAAAAACUUUUGAGAGAAUGUUGGAAUAAAUAUGGUGUCGAUUCGAAUAUUUUGAAAUAUAUUUUCCGAUACUCACUUAAUCGUUAG